AUGUGUCAACGCACUCGAAAAUCGAGUGGUUGUUCGUCCGGGACAUGCUUGGAGGAAAAUACCGCGCAGGAUGUGGGCGUUUGUGGCAGCCACGGGCAGGCGAGGGAUGUUUUUUUCGACCAAGCUCAUCACCAACAUGAAUCAAGGAUGGUCCAGCAGCGUCACGUUCCACUCGACCGUGUUACAAGGCGAGGGGCUCCGUGCAGGCCCCAACUUCGAAGCAGGCGCGUCACGAGCCAAGGGACGGCGGCAGGCACAAGCCACCAGCGUCGUGGGAGACAUCCUCCACGGCUGAUCGAGAUUCCUUUUUCGGCUUCGUUGGUCGAGUCCCUUGACAACGAAUCAUUGCCAUCCUUGGUAUCGCCAACGAGCGACUGGGCGUCGCGAGGAGCUCCUGUUCGCCGUUGGCUCCGCAGGUUAUCUCUGUUCGCGUGUGCCAACAAUUCACUUGCCACCUUUCACAAAGGCAUUUCCGCCAUGUACCAAGCGAUACACAGCAGCGACAUGAUGCCGCCCCCGGUAUGGUCCAAGAAAGACUCAACAUCGUUAACCUUGGUCCCCAGGUAA
Messenger RNA from Aphanomyces invadans, 567 nucleotides. RefSeq lists its product as hypothetical. The transcript is spliced from 3 exons. Bases 1 to 567 code for a protein of 188 amino acids. The record is from RefSeq and is a predicted model, not a curated record. NCBI's taxonomy places the organism in Eukaryota, Oomycota, Saprolegniomycetes, Saprolegniales, Verrucalvaceae.